AUGUCUGUAACGACUAUUAACGAUCCAUAUCUGCUUACUCUGGCCACCUUCUUAAAACAAACGCUUGAUCCUAAUACAAGCCAGCAAGCUGAAAAGGAGCUGUUCAAGGCAGAAGCUGAACAAAAAGACUUUCCUAUUGCUGUUAUGCAACUGGUCACGAGAGAAAAUACUGAACAAAGUGUUCGGUUUGCAGCGUCAUUACUUUUUAAGAACUAUAUAAGAAGAAACUGGGCGCAAGAAGACGAGAUAAAACUUACUUCAGAAAUAAGAACAGUAAUAAAAGAAAGUCUAGUAGAUAUUCUGAUAUCUGUACCGUCGAAUAUACAAAUUCAACUAAGUGAAGCUGUGACUUUAAUUGCUGAAAACGAUUUCCCCAAACAAUGGCCAACUUUGAUUACGCAACUAACUAGUAAAUUUAGCCCAGAGGACUUUGUCAGAAAUAACUCUGUUCUACAAACUGCUCAUUCGAUAUUCAAAAGAUAUAAAUCUGAAUUUCGAACAGAUCCUUUGUAUAAUGAAAUCAAUUUUGUCCUGGAUCAAUUUGUUCAACCUUAUUGGCAACUUUUACAGGCUACCGAUAUAUUGAUCACGCAAAAUGUCAACAAUAAGCCACAACUUCAAAUUCUUUCACAAACUUUGCUUCUCUUAUUGAAAUUAUUUUAUGAUCUUAAUUGGCAAGAUCUUCCUCCAUUUUUCGAGGAUAAUGCGGAAGAAUGCAUGUCAUUUUUACAUAAAUAUUUAAUUUAUAGUAAUCCUCUUUUGAAUUCCACGAAUGAUGAAGAAGCUGGUUCAUUGGAAAAAGUGAAAGCUAUUACAUGUGAAAUUUGCGCUUUAUAUGCCACAAAAUAUGAAGAAGUAUUUACAAUGUUGCCAACGUUUGUGGAAACUGUGUGGACACUCUUAACAACCACAGGUUUGGAAUCGAAGUAUGACAUUCUUGUCAGCAAAGCUAUGGCAUUUUUAUCUAAAGUUGUCAAGCUGGAACGCUAUAGUGGUCUAUUUGCGAAGCGUGAUGUUCUCACCCAAUUUUGCGAAAAGAUUAUUUUACCAAACAUGUAUUUUAGACCUAUUGAUGAAGAAUUAUUUGAUUACGAUCCUAUUGAAUUUAUUAGAAGAGAUUUGGAGGGUUCAGACAGUGAUACUCGAAGACGAGCUGCGUCAGAUUUUGUCCGCAGUUUGAUGACAUAUUUCCAAAAAGACAUAACGAAUAUCAUUUGGACAUAUAUUAAUAAAUACCUACAGCGUUAUACCGAAGAUCAACGUAAUUGGAAAGAUAAAGAUGCAGCAAUAUAUUUAUUAACUUCAAUAGCUGCCCCCGGAUCUACAACAAAACAUGGUAUCACAGCGGUUAAUGAAGAUGUUGACGUAGUUGGGUUUUUCUCGGAAAAUGUAUUAGAAGACUUACAAACAGCGGUUGUCAGUGGUCAACCAGUGUUAAAAGUUGAUGCUAUAAAAUAUGUAUAUACUUUCCGUAAUCAGAUGACUAGGCAGCAAUUAAUUUCUGUGUUUCCAUUGUUGGUCAAACAUUUGUCAUCUUCCAACUAUGUUGUUCAUACAUAUUCUGCAAUUUCAAUUGAGCGACUUUUAUUCAUGCGUAAAGAUAAUGUUAUGUUAUUUUCUAAGACUGAUAUCAAGCCAUAUACGCAAGAUUUACUUAUUAAUUUGUUUAGGUUGAUUGAGGCUGGUACUACUCCUGAAACAUUGGCCGAGAAUGAUUAUCUUAUGAAAGCUGUUAUGCGUGUCAUUUUUACUUGUCGUGAUGAUAUGUCACAGUAUGUUACAGAAAUUAUGGGUCAUUUGAAUAAGAUCUUAGUUGAAAUUAGCAGGAAUCCGAGUAAUCCACGCUUUAAUCAUUAUGUUUUUGAAUCAUUUGGUGCUUUGGUGAGAUUUAAUUGUCAAAACAAUCCUGAUGCAUUGACAACUUUCGAAAAUAUGUUAUUCGGCCCAUUCCAGAUGAUUCUGCAGCAAGAUGUAGUUGAAUUUGUACCAUAUGUCUUCCAGAUUUUUUCACAACUCCUUGAAUAUCAUACGGAACCUGUGUUCCCAGAAACAUAUAGAUCUAUGUUACCAGCUUUAUUGACUCCUGCUAUUUGGGAGAAUGCCGGUAAUAUCCCCGCAUUGAUUAGACUACUUCAUGCAUAUAUUUAUCGCGACUCGAGCUCAAUAGUCGCAAAUAAUCAGCUAGAACCUAUUCUUGGUAUCUUUCAAAAACUGAUAGCUUCGAAAGCGAAUGAUAAAUAUGGAAUCGAUUUAUUGUGUUCUAUUGUCCAAUAUAUACCUACGGAAACACUUAAUAAAUAUUUAACGGCAAUCAUAACACUUUUGUUAACAAGAAUGCAUCAUAGUAGAACAGACAGAUACACGCUAAGUUUUGUGUAUUUCAUGUGCUUCUUCCUUGCAAUAGAAAAGGAAGACGUUAAUCCAGAUUACGUCAUCAAUGUUUUUGAUUCUAUACAAAGAAAAUUAUUCAUCGAGGUCUUAAAUGCAUUUAUCAUUCCUGAAAUGCAAAAAAUUCAAGACUACACGGAAAAAAAGAUUUGCGCAAUAGCUAUGACACGUCUCUUGACUCAGAGUGAAAAAAUAUUAAUGGAUGACUACAUCUCAGUAUGGCCCAAUGUUUUAACAGCAUUGAUUAAGUUAUUUGAAGCUCCAACUGAAAUUAAAAAAAGUUAUGAUGAAGAAGAAGAAUUAUUAACUUAUGAUUUUGAAGAAGAAAGACAAUUUCAAAGUGCUUUUGCUAGAUUAACGUCUACGGGAAAAUUAAACCGUGAUCCAACUGAAAAAAUCGAAGAUCCCAAACUUUUUCUUGCCCAUUCACUUCAAGCAUUGAGCCAGAGGUAUCCUGGGAAGAUCAACGAGAUGAUAUCAUCGAAACUUCAACCAGAAUGUACAAAUCAUUUGGUUCAAUACAUGAAUUUAGCGAAUCCAGCGAAUCCAGGUGGCGUUGAAUAA
This is a messenger RNA of Funneliformis caledonium, 2952 nucleotides long. Lineage: Eukaryota; Fungi; Glomeromycota; Glomeromycetes; Glomerales; Glomeraceae. The record is from the annotation of a GenBank genome assembly.